AUGGAGUCUGCCUUCCUUGAUGAGUCCCUCCCGAGCGAUGAGCUGAACCACAUAAUGAUUGAGUUUCCCCUAAAGGAUCAAUUGGACUACCUGCAGAAGCUGCAUUCGUGCUCGAUCACCUACGAGGGCAGUCCCGCUGCCAGCGCGGAGGUGCUGUGCCUGCCGACGCCCCUCACGGGGGAGCACUUUGCCUUUCUGCUCGAGGGGGGCGCAGCUGAUUUAGACGUCACGGAGGGGAGCUCAGCAGAUGAAGGCGCCGCAAAUGUAGGCGAAGAUGGUCCAGACGCCACGGAGGGAAGCUCAGCAGAUGAAGGCGCCGCAAAUGUAGGCGAAGCUGAAUGGUCGUUAGGCAGUGAAAAUCUCGAUGCCGCUACCCCCCCCGCGGGGGGGAACGCCGGUCGGGAGAAACUCAUGCGCGACAUCCUCUUCCUGUGCUUCCACAAGAACGGGUGCGAAUACAUAAUAAAGAAGAUGAAGGAGAGCGAAAACACAGAGGAAAAAAGGAUAAUACAAAAAUCGCUCCUACUAGAUGCAGCGUCCCUAUGCCCAGACGUCUACGGAAGUUACGUUGCCCAAAGUGUAUUCGACCUAAGUGAUGAUACAUAUAAGGAGCGCUUCACAGAUGAGUUCCUCAAACAGACCAGCUUCCUCUCUCUCCACACAUAUGGGUGUAGACUCAUACAGAAGUCGCUGGAAUCUCUGGGCAAUGAGUACAAGAGUAAAAUUUUUAAAGAGCUACAGAAUGACUUAAUUACCUACAUCUGCCAUCAAAAUGGGAACCACGUGAUACAGAAGUGCAUCGAAGUGUUGCCAUCUGGACACAUAGACACCAUCAUAAGUAAUAUUGAGGAGUACUUGCCUUUUUUAAGCUCCCAUGCGUAUGGGUGUCGAAUCGUCCAACGCAUUUACGAAAUUGGGAGUGCCAACCAGAUAAACAGGCUCAAUGAGAAAAUUGUGAAGAAGAUACAUUUAAUUAAAAACAGGUAUGGCAAUUACGUCAUUCAAAAGUGCUUUGAGCACUCGGACGAUGCAGUCAGGUUCACCAUCACCGAUGAGAUUGUCACCGAUAUUUACAAGUUGGCUGCUCACAAGUAUGCCUGCAACAUCAUCGAGAAGAUCCUCCUCAAAAAGGAAUACAAAUAUAAAAAAAAAAUCAUCAAGAAAAUUGUGAGUGACAUUUCGGAUGGGAACGACAGCAUCAUCGCCAUUUGUAAAGACUGCUACGGAAACUUCAUGAUGCAGAAACUGCUGACCACGUGCAGGCGGAAGGAGAGAACCGUAAUUAUCAAAACGAUCAUAGAGAACGUCGACAAGCUUAAGGACGAGACGUACGGCAAGUACAUCUUGAGAGCGAUCAGCAACCUGGAAACGUAG
Molecule: messenger RNA, 1374 nt
Organism: Plasmodium vivax (malaria parasite P. vivax)
Lineage: Eukaryota; Apicomplexa; Aconoidasida; Haemosporida; Plasmodiidae
Product: RNA-binding protein of pumilio/mpt5 family, putative
Exons: 4
Coding region: 1-1374 (457 amino acids)
Biological process (GO): post-transcriptional regulation of gene expression
Cellular component (GO): cytoplasm
Molecular function (GO): mRNA binding
Source: RefSeq, a predicted model, not a curated record